AACGAAGAGAAGAAGAAGACAUUAUCAAACAACUGCGAGACUGCUUCGGUUUUAUUGGGAUCUUUAGUGAACAUUUUUCUUGAACAUCGCUAUUUCGCCAUUCAACUUUAUUCGGGCUACAAUUUCCUUCGCUCUAAGUUGCACUUGGACGGGGAAACGUUAAAAAAAUCAUCACUCAACGCUUUUCAUCAUGGAAGCAAACGGCGAGUCAAUCGCCAAGAAUUCGGCUGAAAAUUUGCAACCGAACGAUGAGGAUUCAAUGAAAACCGAGGCCAACGCUAACGUUGUCGAUGUUCACGCAGAUUCAAAACCAAAAGAAACGGACAAUAGCGAAUGUGACGGAAACAAGCAAUCAUGUGAAGAAGAAAACAAGGAAUCCAGUACCAAUGUCGAGGAGAAAAUUCCGUCGCCUGGUUUGAUGCGCAGCCGUAGCACUUCUCGACAUAGCCAUACAUCGCAACAAGAGGAUCAUCACCAAGGCAGGGAACGUAGCGGAUCAGAAGUUAGUGAAGUCAAUUCACGAAAGAGCCGCAGCACAUCACGCCACAGCCGGCGGACACGGUCGCGUAAUCGUAGCACGUCUAGCGUUAGUCGUAGCCGUAGCCGCUCCGGAAGUCGCAAUUCAUCGCAUCGAAGUGGCAGCCGUCGCGUCCGAACGCCAUCGCGUUCGCGGUCUCGUUCCGGUUCAGGAUCUCGUUCGCGUUCUCGUUCCCGUUCUCGCUCACGCUCACGCUCAAACUCACGAUCGCAAUCGCGUUCACGAUCUCGUUCCCGUUCGGGUUCUGGUUCCAGAUCGCGCUCUCGUUCUGGAUCUGCUUCUCGUUCGCGUUCUCGUUCCGGUUCCGGUUCUCGUUCACGUUCUCGUUCCCGGUCUCGUUCAAGAGCCCGUUCGCGCUCCGGAACUGGAUCGAGUUCACGCUCACGUUCCUCUAAAUCGAAAUCCGGAAGCCGGAGCAUUAGUCGUAGCGUGAGUCGUAGCGUUAGUCGCAGCCGAAGCCGCGAUAGCUCGCGUUCCGUAUCCCGCAGCAAGAGUCCAUCCAUGGCGACGGGAGGCGGAAAUCGCAGCGAUGGAGAAAAUGUUGCCGGACCGAGUAACUCCGGCGGUGGAAAACACCUUAAGCAACCAAAACGUAUCAUAGAUUCUGACGAUGAAGAUAACGAUGAAGUAGUCGGCACCCGAGACGACGAUAAAAGACAAGACGAUCCCGAUGAGGGUGGUUCUGUUGCAGAUGAUGCAGAACUUUCGCAUAAGGCGGGAAAACCGGCCAUCAUUGAUUCUGAUGAUGAUGGCAUCAAAGAUGACGGUUCAGAAAGGGGCCAGUUUAUGUCAGACUUUGAUAUUAUGAUGGCCCGCAAGAAGGAAGAAAAGUCACGACGCCGCAAACGUAACGAUAUUGAUUUGAUCAAUGACAAUGACGAUCUGAUUGCGCAAUUGCUGCAGCGGAUGCGCCAGGCAGCUGAACAAGACCGGCAAUUAAACUUGGAAAGCAAACCGGCCACGAAAAAAAUCGCUAUGCUGAAGUAUGUUAUGUCGCAGCUUAUCAAGAAGGAUUUGCAGCUGGCAUUCCUCGAACACAACGUAUUGAAUGUGUUGACCGACUGGAUUGCACCGCUGCCUAACAAAGCACUACCGUGCUUGCAGAUUCGAGAGAGCAUUCUCAAGCUGCUGUCAGAUUUUCCUACCAUCGACAAGUCAUACUUGAAGCAGUCUGGAAUUGGAAAGGCGGUUAUGUACUUGUAUAAACACCCGAAUGAAACGAAGGCGAACCGUGAACGAGCCGGUCGAUUGAUAAAUGACUGGUCUCGUCCAAUCUUUAACCUUAGCACUGACUUCAAAGCAAUGUCGCGCGAAGAACGCCAGCAGCGUGACCUGCAGCACAUGCCACGCAAACGCAAACCAUCCCCGGAUUCAUCUGCUUCGACAAGCAAAAACCAAAAAGGCUUGCCUUUCACCGAAGCGGAAAAAGGGGCUCUUCGACCGGGUGAUAAAGGCUGGGUUCAGCGUGCUAGAGUUCCGAUGCCAUCCGACAAAGAGUACAUCGUUCGACCAAAAUCGAAAAUCGAUGUCGAUAUGAGCAGUAUUGCUAAAAAGAAGCUGAACCGUUACGAAAAACAUCUUAAGAAAUUCAUCGACCAAAAGAGACUGAACUCUUCGCGCCGAGCGGUAGACAUUUCCAUCGAAGGGCGUAAAAUGGCUCUUUAGGUUAGGGUUCCGAUUGCUGUUGCAAAUUCGUAUACAGGCAGUUCCCUGAAAGCACGCGUUACAUAAAUUUCAACUACUUAUUCUUACGUUCUUCCUUCUUUUCUUGGCGUUACGACUUUCAUGUAAAGACCGACGUUGCGACCAGCGCAGCGACGCUGCUAGCACCAUCGGUUUCUGUUGUUUGAGAUGUAUAUUUUAUUGAACCCAUGUAUUGACAAUUUCGUGGAAUCAAUCGAGCGCCAAGGAUUCUUUUAGUCUUUGAAAUCUAACUUUAUCUAUUUUACCGGUUUAGCAAUAUUACCGUAACCUGUUCACAUCCAUCAUUAUUUGAAGCGACAAUAAAAACGUAGAAAACCGCUGUU
This is a messenger RNA of Anopheles moucheti, 2565 nucleotides long. RefSeq names its product IWS1-like protein. The record is from RefSeq and is a predicted model, not a curated record. Bases 191 to 2203 code for a protein of 670 amino acids. Lineage: Eukaryota; Metazoa; Arthropoda; Insecta; Diptera; Culicidae. The transcript is spliced from 6 exons. Gene Ontology annotation, cellular component: nucleus. Gene Ontology annotation, biological process: poly(A)+ mRNA export from nucleus.